CCACCCUUUUCCCACAACUCUACUACUACAAAGCAAACCUCUUCUUUCCUCUCAACAUCACCAAAAAAUCUCUUCUCCUCUCCUCCCCAUGAGCUCCCACAAACUCAUAAUCCUACCAUCUCUUCUUCUGCUCCUCCUCCUCCUUCCCCAUGUUUCCGCCGACUGCGGCGGCCAUGGUGACGACCAAGCGCAGCGCCGCAACCACACCGAAGCGCUCAGGUACAAGCUGGCGUCAAUAGGCUCGGUUCUGUGCGCGGGCGCGGUCGGCGUGAGCCUCCCGAUCCUCGGGCGGAGAUUCGAGGUGCUGAGGCCGGAAAACGACGUGUUCUUCAUGAUCAAGGCUUUCGCGGCAGGGGUGAUACUGGCGACCGGAUUCGUGCACAUCCUCCCCGACGCAUUUCGCAGCCUGUCGUCGCCCUGCCUCGGGGAGGAUCCGUGGGGGAAGUUCCCGUUCGCCGGAUUCGUGGCGAUGAUGGCGGCGAUCGGGACGCUGGUGGUGGACACGGUGGCCACCAGCUUCUACAAGAGCACGCACUUAGACAAAUCGAAGCUCGUCGACGAGGAGGCUUCCGGCGACGGCCACGAUGGCCACGUGCACGUGCACACUCAUUCCACGCACGGCCUCGUGAAUGGCGCGGCCUCCGCGGCUCCGUUGCUUGACAUGAGCGUGUCGGAUCUAGUCCGACAGCGCAUAAUAUCACAGGUUUUGGAGGUAGGGAUUGUGGUUCACUCAGUGAUAAUCGGAUUGUCGCUGGGAGCAUCGGAGAGCGUUGAGACGAUCAAGCCGUUGCUGGCGGCGCUUUCGUUCCACCAGUUCUUUGAAGGGAUGGGGCUUGGUGGCUGCAUUUCCCAGGCGAAAUUCAAGUAGGUGACGACGACGAUUAUGAUGAUGUUCUUCUCGGUGACAACGCCAAUAGGGAUCGCAGCCGGGAUCGGAAUAUCAAGCGUAUACGAAGAGAACAGCCCCAAGGCUCUAAUAGUUGAAGGGAUUUUGAAUUUUGCAUCAGCUGGGAUACUUAGUUUACUGUAGAAUUGUAUAAUUGUGUGUGUUUUAUUAACAAUGAAGUAAAUACAUCAUAUAUAGACCUAGGGAGUAUUAUACAA
Salvia splendens (bonfire salvia) is the source of this 1104-nucleotide messenger RNA. RefSeq names its product zinc transporter 1. Gene Ontology annotation, biological process: zinc ion transmembrane transport. NCBI's taxonomy places the organism in Eukaryota, Viridiplantae, Streptophyta, Magnoliopsida, Lamiales, Lamiaceae. Gene Ontology annotation, cellular component: plasma membrane. The transcript is spliced from 3 exons. Gene Ontology annotation, molecular function: zinc ion transmembrane transporter activity. Bases 89 to 868 code for a protein of 259 amino acids. The record is from RefSeq and is a predicted model, not a curated record.